Cylindrotheca closterium is the source of this 489-nucleotide messenger RNA. The record is from the annotation of a GenBank genome assembly. NCBI's taxonomy places the organism in Eukaryota, Bacillariophyta, Bacillariophyceae, Bacillariales, Bacillariaceae.
AUGUUUUCCAACCGACUAAGACAAACAGCAAGUAGAAUCGCUCCCAGACUGCACCAGAAAAGCUCCUCAUCACCGUCAGCGGCAGCGAUUGCCAAACGAUGGCACGGUGGACCACAUGUUGCAGCAGAUGCUCCCACCAUCACCGUUACAUUCCUGCAGCCCGAUGAAACAAAGAAAGAAGUUGCUGCUAGAAUUGGGGAAAGCUUUCUUCAAGUGGCCCACCGUAAUGAUAUUGAUUUGGAGGGUGCCUGUGAGGGGGUCUGUGCGUGCAGUACUUGCCACCUUAUCUUCCCAAUGGACGUCUAUGAUGCUCUCGAAUAUCCAGAGGAGGACGAGGAAGAUAUGCUGGACAUGGCGUUUGGUUUGACUGAGUCAAGUCGGUUAGGGUGUCAGGUGCUGAUCUCGGAAGAGAUGGAUGGUAUCAUGGUGGAAAUGCCAAAGGCAACGCGAAAUUUCUACGUUGAUGGUCAUGUUCCACAACCCCAUUAA